Molecule: messenger RNA, 855 nt
Organism: Didymodactylos carnosus
Lineage: Eukaryota; Metazoa; Rotifera; Eurotatoria; Philodinida; Philodinidae
Source: the annotation of a GenBank genome assembly
AUGAAUACACCCGGGGAGAGCCAUAGAACAUCACCCACUUUGGACUAUUCACGUAAUAUUAUGUAUACUCAACGUCCAACAUUUUACUAUCAUCAUCAUCAUCAUCAUCCAACAAGAAAUAUUCCCAUACGAGUCGAUAAAGAUCUACCGCAUAUGUAUAAUCCAAAUCGAUUUUGGUAUUCAUUUCGUUGGCCUGGCCUCAUAUUAGGUAGUCUAAUAUUAUUGUUAUCAUUAACAAUAUUUUUUACAGAAAUUGGUCGAUUAUACUCCGGUUCGAAUAAUCAUGGCAUGUUUGAUAAUCGAAAUUUAUACGAAAUGUAUCCAAAUAAUAUUGUUGGACAAAAUGGUGAUCAAAAUGUAAAACCAGAAAAUCGUUGGUUUUGGCCAUGGUCAACGGCUACUCUCUUUUUUAGUCUCAUCUUUAUUUCAACAGGUAUCAUGGGUAUUAUCAGUGGAAAACGUUUAACAUAUACGGCAAUAUUAGCCUAUCUCAUAUUUUCUAUUAUUAGUCUAUUUUUAUUAGUAUUUAUUAUUACAUCUUAUUCAACAAUUAUCAUAGGUUGGUAUAAAAUAUAUAAUACAAGAAAUGGAAAUUUAAUGUCAACAUAUACAAGAAUUGAUCGAGAUUUAAGUAUUGUAUGUCUAUCAUUAGCAUGUGCAUUAAUAUUAUGCAUAUUUAUUGGAGCAAUUUUUGCCGGCUUAGCUAUACGAGCCUGUCAAAAAAAAGGACCAACAAUAGAACAUGAUAAUGAUCAACAAAUAUUGACCCCUGCUCGGCAUGGACAACUUUUUGUCGCACAGUCUCGUUUACAAUUGCACGCUUCCGCAAUUGUAUUUUCACCUGUACUAGCGUAA